GUCAAGCUCAGACAUGAAAAACACGGAUUCUGACAAACUUUGGUCAGUUUUGUCGCUAUCUCGAUGAUACCCGUCUCGGUCUCUCAUCAUUGAGGAGCCCCAGCGAGCAGGAUGCACACCCUUCUUCUUCGACCAACUCUUGCCGGGCGGCUUUCCCCUCGGGCCAAGUCUUACAAGACCGUCAUCGCAUGCAUAGAGGAGCCGCUGUCCGUAUCACGCGUUCACUUCUCGACAUCGCCCAAGGUGGGUGCGAAGAACCAGGUUUAUGCCUCCGUUCGUAACCCGGACCAGUUUCACACCUACCAACUCCUGUCGGCAUCAUCCCGGACGCCUCUCUUGACGAUGUGGACAGCCUCGUACUGCCCAACGUGCAAAGUCGUAGAACCCCUCAUCCGGGAGCUCGUCGAGUCCGGUGUCGGUGAGGCUGAGGGCGGGGUGGGCUACUGCGAAGUCGAGUACGACGCGCCAGAUGUCAUGAGCGCGGGUCUGGGGAUGACCUACAUGAUCAGUGCCCUCCCGACUCUUCUCAGUUUCGACGCCCAGGAGGCUCAAGUCGAGACCAAGGUUACGGAUGCCAGGAAGAUGGCCAACCGUCAGUUUCUGGAGGAGUGGAUGAGGACCGAGGCACGUAGACACGGCAAUCGGGGUGGUGGCGGGGGCAACUUCCUCAGCAAUUUCUUUGGCAAGUCGAAAUAGUUGUGAAACGGCUGACCCCCAACAGUCUGGGCCGAGAGAAUAGAAGCUUUUAGGUAAGUGGUAGGCUUUGAAUAUCGACAUUGGGCAGCCAGCCAAGCAAACUGACACAUGCAUCAUCAAGAAAAUCAUCAGAGCGGCGAGAAUUUUGAUUUUUCAGAAAUGUGGUGACAGCUGAUAUCUCACAGCUAAUCCUCAGCAACACGGGCCCUCUCAAGGAGUGUAAGACACCUCCUCAAGGAGUGUAAAACACCUCCUCAACUCCUUUCCACCAAGCCGGUUCCCCGUCUGAACUGCUCUUCGCCCCCGGUACAAGAGACUCCUGGAGGCUGUCCGUCAACUUCCACCACUCCCUCACCUUUGGGUUCUCCC
Messenger RNA from Podospora pseudocomata, 1065 nucleotides. RefSeq lists its product as uncharacterized. The coding region runs from base 112 to 696 and encodes 194 amino acids. The record is from RefSeq and is a predicted model, not a curated record. NCBI's taxonomy places the organism in Eukaryota, Fungi, Ascomycota, Sordariomycetes, Sordariales, Podosporaceae. The transcript is spliced from 2 exons.